UUGACUCCGGUCGCCCCACCCAGCUGAAGACGCUCUCGCUGAGUUCAGGAAAACACCCGCUCCUGGACGGGGGAAUCACAAACAGGGGAUCAGAUUUUGGGCAGCAGGGCUGUGAGGACGGUCUGAAUCGAGGGGAUAUUUUCGUAUAAAGGCGGAGGCUGGUGAUUCAUUUUCUGUACGAGCUGCAGCUGUCUGGAUGCUGGACCGCCGCUGCCGACUGAUGUCUGGAUGCUGAGAUGCUGAUGACAGACCGAGCCGCCGGAACAUCCUCCCGUUUUGUGAAUGGAGCUCCGAGCCAGAGCGGCUGAAACACGAUAAAUCAGAAUAAAAGAGCAACAGGCCAAAUUCGUUUAGCCUGAAAGCUGAGAUCCGGACCAACGGUGACAGCAGCAGCAGCAGCAGCAGCAGCAGCGGCGACAUGUUCUGAACGGAGAACCGACGAGCGGCUGCGGCUGGCGGCAUGAAGGCUCCGAGGAGACCGAGGCAGACGCGGCUCCUCCCCCGGUUCUGCGUCUGUGGAGUCGGUCUGCUCGCAGCCGCCUGGAUCUUUCAGUUCCAUGACAAUACAGGCUUCCAUGGUCCAGCUGUGGAUUCCAGCGUCUCCUUGUCCAAGAGAAAGCUCAUGCAACAAACAGAAAACAAGCAGAAUGACAGUAUAUCUAAAUCAGCUAUCAGUGAGUUUCCUGAAGACAUCUUUACUCUGGAUCAGAGGAGACAGGGAGCAGUACUCCUUCAUGUUCUCUGUGCUAUCUACAUGUUUCAUGCACUGGCCAUCGUGUGUGAUGUUUACUUUGUGCCAUCACUGGAAAAAAUAUCAGAGAACCUUCAGCUCAGUCAGGAUGUUGCCGGGGCAACCUUCAUGGCAGCUGGGAGCUCUGCCCCCGAGCUCUUUACCUCUUUGAUUGGAGUGUUUAUCACAAAGGGAGAUGUUGGUGUGGGAACUAUAGUGGGAUCAGCUGUCUUUAACAUCCUGGUCAUCAUCGGUAUCUGUGGGAUUUUCUCUGGACAGCCCAUCUCUCUGAGCUGGUGGCCACUGUUCCGUGAUGCUGUCUUCUACAUCCUGUCCAUAGUGGUGCUUAUUCUGGUGAUCUAUGAUGAAAAAGUCAUGUGGUGGGAGACCAUCAUCCUGAUCUCUAUGUAUGGAAUCUAUAUAAUCAUCAUGAAGUUCAACAGAUCUCUGUGUUCCCUGGUAGAGAAACACUGCAGCAGGGCAGGUCAGCCUUGUCUGAGCAGUCUGCGACGGACAACUGCAGUCGGAAACAUUGGAGACUGUGACAAUGACAUGGUGCCGCUGAAGCCAGACUCGUGCGCGGUGGCCGGUCAGGACUCAGGGGUGGUGAUGGUAGAUGAGCUACUGAACGUACACCCCCACCAACUCACCUUCUCAGAGGCAAGCCUCCGCCGUCUCAUCACCACGCAUUUUCCCCCCUUCACCCGCCUGCACAUGGCAGGACGCAUGGUCAUCAACGAGAGGCAGAGGCUGAUUCGUGCUCGGGUCGGCCCGGAGGACGGGGGAGCCUCGGGGGAGGAAGGUUUGGGUGCUAGCGGGCCUUGGGGGAGGGAGAACGGGACGGUGGCCGAGGGGGACAGACAGAUGCUGGAAGGAGAGAGGGAGAGGGGUAAAGAGAUAGGAGGAGAGACGGGUGGGGGAGCACAGCCUAAAGAAGAAGAGGAGGAAGAGGAAGAGCAGGAGGAAGGAGAGGAGGAGAACACUCUCUUUAAACCUUUUGUCCUGCCAGACGGCUGGUGUAUGCGUCUGAAGUGGCUGCUCUCCUGGCCUGUGAGCGUCCUUCUUUACUGCACCAUCCCCGACUGUAGCCUUCCACGAUGGGAGCGCUGGUACCUGCUCACCUUUCUGUCCUCCACACUCUGGAUCGCUCUCUUCUCCUACCUCAUGGUCUGGAUGGUGACCAUAAUCAGCUACACCCUUGGAAUCCCAGAAGUCAUCAUGGGCAUCACUUUUCUGGCAGCUGGCACCAGUGUCCCUGAUUGUAUGGCUAGUCUCAUCGUCGCCCGACAAGGGAUGGGCGACAUGGCCGUGUCCAACUCCAUUGGCAGUAACAUUUUUGAUGUGCUGCUGGGCCUGGGCUUCCCCUGGGCACUGAGGACUCUCAUAGUCAGCUAUGGAUCAGUGGUGACAAUUAACAGCAAAGGCCUGGUGUACUCAGUGAUUCUGCUGUUGGCCUCAGUCACGCUCACUGUCCUGUGUGUCCACCUGAACCGCUGGAGGUUGGACCGCAGGCUGGGACUCUGUCUCCUGCUGCUCUACGCCGUCUUCCUUCUCUGCUCUGUCAGCUUCGAGAGGCUGUAGAGGACACACACACACACACACACACACACACACACACACACACACACACACACACACACACACACACACUCCUCACGCACAGACAAGUGGGCCGACUUGUUCUCAACCUUCCCAGCUGCCAUUAUUAAUCAAAUGUACGGAGAGAUGAAUUUUAAUUUCAUUUCACAGUAGCUGUACAUGUUUGAGCAGCGUUCCCUUGAUACCGGCUGCCUGAAAGCGACAUUGUUUACCUUUGAUAAAUGAGUAUUUUACACAGUUUUGUACCGAAGCACCUCCAGCCCAGCUUUUGUGAAAUGAAACCCAACCGAUAAUGCACUAUGUCUCACAGCAAAUUUGUAAAGUAUUGAAUUUGUAUUCUGAAACCAAGAAUAUUGCGUAACGGACCCCAGAGUGUGUUAGUUUACUUAUUAUUACUUUAUAACUGCCACAAGUAACCUCAACGACCAGAUGAUUACACAUGUGAGUUUAUAUAGUUGCUUCUCAGUUUGUGCAUUUAUGUAAAGUUUGACGUCAUCACACCUUUGUGUCUGCAGCUGUAAAUGGUGUAGCAUGGCUGAUUAUCACGCUCCAGAUACUUGCACUAAGCCACUGUUGUCUUGGCCUUGUACAUACCGUAGGCCCCCCUCUUUCCUAAAAGCUUCUCAGCAAAGUUGUUUAAAGGUGACUAUAUGCUACAAAGUGUAUUUGUGUUUCUGUUUUGGAGAGAGAGUCCUUGAGUAAAGUCCUUGAGUUUUGAGUGCAAUAAAACGCUUUGUUCUGUGA
Amphiprion ocellaris (clown anemonefish) is the source of this 3073-nucleotide messenger RNA. RefSeq names its product sodium/potassium/calcium exchanger 3-like. Gene Ontology annotation, cellular component: membrane. The coding region runs from base 461 to 2311 and encodes 616 amino acids. The record is from RefSeq and is a predicted model, not a curated record. Gene Ontology annotation, biological process: intracellular calcium ion homeostasis; calcium ion transmembrane transport. Lineage: Eukaryota; Metazoa; Chordata; Actinopteri; Pomacentridae. The transcript has 17 exons. Gene Ontology annotation, molecular function: calcium channel activity; calcium, potassium:sodium antiporter activity.